Messenger RNA from Rotaria sordida, 3267 nucleotides. The record is from the annotation of a GenBank genome assembly. NCBI's taxonomy places the organism in Eukaryota, Metazoa, Rotifera, Eurotatoria, Philodinida, Philodinidae.
AUGAAACUUCCUGAAUAUACUAAAAAUGAUACAAAUUUAUUCAUUGAUGAAUGUAAAACAACAUCAUGUUUACCUAAUAAUUAUCAUUCAUCUAUUCAAUGUCAUAGUUUACAUGAAGAAAAUCUACCACGUUCAAUAGAUAAUAAAUCAUUACCAUCUGAAUAUAUUUAUACGGAAUUAGUUAAAAAUAUUGGAAAUAAUGAAUUUAUUGAAGAAAAACGUUUACUUAAACGAUCUAGUUGGAGUCCAAAUGAAGAACAACCAACAUAUGGUUUACCACCAACUGGUAAACGAGCAUUUGGUGAACAAACAACAUCAAAUAAAAAUUUUAAUCGAGUACGUAUGAGACCUAAAACAACAAGACAUUAUCAAUUACAACAACCAAAUCAAAAAAUUCUUGAACGACCUUAUUCAUGUAAUGACAAAUAUGAUCAUCUUUUAAUUGAUAAACUUUCAUAUUCAACAGUGAAUCAUAAUGGAAGUUUGUCAAAUGAACGACGUGAACCAUCACCAACUCCGUCAUCAUCUUCAAUUGAUUCAGUAUUACAAAUUAAAACACGUGCUUCACCAUCAUUUGAUAGUAGUGAUUUUAUAAGUGAUACAUCUACUGCAUCAUCAAUGACAACAGUAACAUCUUUAAGUUCAAUUAUGUCUUCACGACAAAAAACUCCUAUUUAUGAUCAUAUGUGUUCAUCAAAAACACGUCCAUUGAUAAGUGAAUAUCAACAAACAGAUUUAAAUCAUAUCGAUUACAAAUUUUUAUCACCAGUAUUAAAUACAAACACUACUCCUUUAUCGUCUCCAAUUUCUUCUUUACCAUCAUCAUCAUCAUUCUCCUCCUCGUCCACCUCUUUCACUUGUCCAAAAGGUCAUGAAGAGUCGUCGUCGCCAUCGCCGUCUCCCAUAGGGUCAUCUUUAAAUCAAUAUGCAAAGUUUACUUUGCAAACACCAACUACUGAUUCAUCUCGAGACGACAAUGGUCAUUCAACAUCAACAUAUGGUAUAAUGAAUAUGUCAAUGUCGUCUAAUCGUUAUCAUAAUCAAAUACAUUCGUCAAAUUCUAUCAUCACAUCAAAUUCUACAAUGACAAAUAAUAAUGAUGGAUUAAAAUCACGACGAGAACAAACAAAUUCGAAAAUUGCUGGUAGUAGUUGUUUAAAAUCACAAAAAAAAGAUAAUAAUAAUAAUAAUAAUAAUAAAAAUCAAACAAAAAAAUCUGUUCAUUUUGGUUGGCAUUUGCCUAAACAGAUUCGAUCAACAUCACCAUCAACACAUUGGAACAGUAAUAGUGAUAAUGACAUACAAACGAAGAAAAAUUAUGGUGAGAAAGUUGAAGAAAAAGAAAAAAUUGAAAUAACAAGAAGGACAAUCAAGACUACUACUGCUCCAUUGUCCACGAAUACAAUUCAUCGUUCUUUUUCUCUCUCGCCAUCACUACUUUCAAAAGAAGAGAAUAACGAUAGUCGAAGACAUAGACAAGAAAAAAAAGAAAAUGUCGAUGAACUAAAUCGUACUACUACUACUAGUGGACGAGCAACAACUGCUGCAACUCACUUUCAUUGUACUACUAAAGCCGCUACAGUCACUUUCAAUGACGGCAACCAAAAUAUCUCAUCAACAAAAGAGCCAAAUGGCACGAACAAUUUUAAUACAAGUGGAAAUUUAACCUAUUCGUCAGCUGAUAAACAGAUGCCUUUGAAUACUUUACUUGUUAAAAAUUCUACACUCAAUCCACACACAACAACAACAACAACAAAAAAGUUUACUAGUACUGGAGGAUUUUUUAGUUUUAUUAAUCGAUCAAAUAAUAGUAAUAAUAAUAACAAUAAUAAUAAUUCAUCAUCUAAUAAUGAAAAUAAACAAUUAAAACGUACAUCAUCCACUCAACAAAAAUCUAAACAACAUAAAAUACAUGGCAAUAAACGUCUUAGUGCUGAUAUUGAUACAUUGCGGUCUCCUUUAAUAUCUUCAAACAACUUAUCGAAAGGAGAUAUUGACAAGGUUACAUUGAAUUAUCAAGAAGAACGGCAAUCGAUGACAGAUAACAAUACUCAUAUCCGUUUUUCUUGUAAUACCAAUUCAUCUAUCCCACUGCGUACAAAUACUAAAAUGAAUAGAAGUUCAACAUCAAUGUCAAUGAAUCCAACAACGAUAACUGUAAAAUCGGAUGAAGGUGAUUCAUUAAAUAAUGGUCUUCUAUUUAAACCUGUUCAAUCAAUUGAAAAAGAACCUUUUUUUCUUUCUCCUUUAAAAUCAUUAUCGAAUAAUAACGAAUCUUUAUCAUCACCAUCAAUUGGUAAGAUAAUGCAAACAUCAACACUUAUUAUUUCUACACCUCCACAAUAUCAUUAUUAUCUUUAUCCGCCAACAUCAUCAAUAUCAAAAAAAAAUUUAACAACAAAUCGUUCUAUAUCAAAUAUUAGUAUGAAUAGUAUAAGUACAAAUUCAUCAUCAUCAAAUGCAUCAUAUGAAUCUCACAUACAUGAUUUUGAUGAAGAUACAUUAUCAUAUUCAACAUAUUCAACAAAUAAUCAAAAAAAUAUUCAUCAAUUUAAAUCAUCUUCAAAAACAAAACCUGUUAUACUUUCGGAUUGUGUUCAAGCUUUUUGGCCACCACGACCAUCUUCACCACCAUCAUCUAUAUUGAAAAAUAUUCCUCAACAAAAAAUAAAGGCAUCAACUAUCGAACAAAACAAACAUUCCAAUUCAAUCAAUCACAAACACAAACAAUCCGAAUCGAAUAUAAUACAAAAUAAUGUUAUUAAUUCGACCUAUAAUGAUGAUUCAUCAUCUAUAAACAAUGGUAAUCAAACAGAUGUUUUACCACCUACAACAUCAUUAAUAUUAAAUAACAAAAAUGAAGUUCGAUCUUAUUCCGAACCAAAUUCAUUUACUAAUGGUUGCUUACGAAUAGCAAGUGAUACUUCUCUUGAAGAUACUCAAGCAUCGUAUAGUGAACGUUUACGUGAAAAAUCUCGUUCAAUAAAAGCAACAAAUCAAUUAAUAUCAAUGAAGAAUAAUAAUAAUAAUAAUUCAUUAUCUCGAUCAAGAUCAAAAGAUACUUUAGAAAAUCAAUAUGAAAAUUCAAAUUCAAUAAAUAAAAAUAUUUUAAGACCAAAAUCAGAUGAUUUUCAAUCUAAACGACAAUUUUUUGAAAAUCGUACUUAUACAGAUUAUACUCCAACAACGACAACAACAGCAACAAAUAAUAAAACUUAUUCUUUAUCAACAUCAAAUAAUAAUUAUCAACGUUCUGAAGCAAAGUAA